AUGUCGUCCCUUCUGAGGGAGGAGAUGCAGAGAGUUUUAUUCCGACCUGAAAGACAAAGACUGGUGGAGUUUAUAGAGAUUGAGGAGCCGUCACAAGGAAGACAUUUCCUCUGUGUGUCAGUGGCACAGAACAAGGAGGUGCAGCUGUGCAUCGUGAGAUGUAAGAAGUCUCAGUCAUUGUCAGUGUCGGGAUCCAAGAAGUCCCACACCAAGCGCUCCAGUUUUCAGGAAUCCUACAGGAAGACAGAGAUCUGGUCGCUCCAAGACCUUACUCUUGUGGACGGACGGGACCCCGAUGUGGAUGACCCCUGCUUCCUGCUGCAUUUUGACAAGGUGCGUUCAGUGACGGCCAUCAGCUCGUCUGCCAAAUACACCCUGGUGCGUGCGCUGGUCGCCCUGAGUGACCAGCACUGUCAGAGGUUGCUGAACCUGAGGAACUUUGACUGGGCCUACAUCAAGCCCACCUCCUUCUACCUCAACAGAGGAGACUGUGUUGUCCUAAUGCAGGUCUGCUUCUAUGCAUUCAACCUGGUGUGUCUGUCCAUGUGCCCUGUGCCCCUGGACUGAGAACUGAAUGACGUAGUAUCUGUAUGUGGUGUGGUGUGUGUGUGUGUGUGUGUGUGUGU
Messenger RNA from Myripristis murdjan (pinecone soldierfish), 626 nucleotides. RefSeq names its product exocyst complex component 1 like (gene exoc1l). The transcript has 3 exons. The record is from RefSeq and is a predicted model, not a curated record. The coding region runs from base 1 to 567 and encodes 188 amino acids. NCBI's taxonomy places the organism in Eukaryota, Metazoa, Chordata, Actinopteri, Holocentriformes, Holocentridae.